Messenger RNA from Nerophis lumbriciformis (worm pipefish), 7164 nucleotides. Lineage: Eukaryota; Metazoa; Chordata; Actinopteri; Syngnathiformes; Syngnathidae. The record is from RefSeq and is a predicted model, not a curated record.
UGCGUGUGUCACCCAGCCAUGGCACAGCAGGAAGAUGCUGCCAAAAAGCACCCGGCUUUAGCGGCGGCGCAUUCCCACUUCAUCGUGGGAUCGGUUUCCGAGGAGAAUUCGGAAGACGAAGUCCAAGGGAAGCCGGACGCGCAGGCGGAGGACAAGGACGGACGUUCUCUGUCACCGUCGUCCGGGAGCUCCGAUAGCACCAACGACAUUAGCUACGAGAACGUCGAUGGCUCCGUGCACAAUCUAAGGCCGAGUAUGUCUGGGCUGCACUUGAUGAAGCAAAACCGCGAUCGCCGGCGCAUCGAUCUGCAGAGGGACUUCACCGUGGCCUCUCCUGCCGAGUUCGUGACGCGUUUUGGUGGCAACAAGGUCAUUGAGAAGGUACUUAUCGCUAACAACGGAAUCGCCGCGGUCAAGUGCAUGCGCUCGAUUCGCCGCUGGGCUUAUGAGAUGUUUCGGAACGAACGGGCGAUCCGAUUUGUGGUGAUGGUGACCCCAGAGGACCUGAAGGCCAAUGCUGAAUAUAUAAAAAUGGCCGAUCAUUAUGUGCCUGUGCCGGGAGGGACUAACAAUAACAACUAUGCCAAUGUGGAGCUCAUUUUGGACAUCGCUAAACGAAUACCUGUGCAGGCCGUGUGGGCCGGAUGGGGUCACGCUUCGGAGAACCCUAAACUGCCUGAGCUGCUCCAUAAGCACGGCAUUGCUUUCAUGGGUCCUCCAAGUCAAGCAAUGUGGGCACUCGGAGACAAGAUUGCUUCGUCUAUUGUGGCCCAGACAGCCGGGAUCCCCACCUUACCUUGGAGUGGAUCAGGCCUGACCGUCGAGUGGUCCGAAGUCAAUCAAAAGAAACGAAUCAUAAAUGUUCCUCAGGACUUGUACGAGCGCGGCUGCAUCCAUCAUGUAGACGACGGCCUAAAAGCUUCCGAGAAGGUGGGCUACCCCGUGAUGGUCAAGGCCUCCGAAGGAGGGGGCGGUAAAGGCAUCCGUAAAGUCAAUUGCGCUGAUGAUUUCCCAAACCUAUUCAGACAAGUGCAAGCAGAAGUUCCAGGUUCCCCCGUGUUUGUGAUGCAGCUGGCGAAGCACGCUCGUCACUUGGAGGUCCAGAUCUUGGCAGAUCAAUACGGCAAUGCUAUUUCCUUGUUCGGCAGAGACUGCUCGGUGCAGCGCCGUCAUCAGAAAAUUAUAGAGGAGGCGCCUGCGACCAUUGCCACAUCUGAUGUCUUUGAGGACAUGGAAAAGUGCGCUGUGAAGCUGGCGAAGAUGGUGGGCUACGUGAGUGCGGGAACAGUGGAAUACCUCUUCAGUCAAGACGGCAGCUUCUACUUUCUGGAGCUCAACCCUCGCCUGCAGGUUGAACAUCCCUGCACCGAGAUGGUGGCUGAUGUCAAUUUGCCGGCCGCUCAACUGCAAAUCGCAAUGGGCAUCCCCCUUUACCGAAUCAAAGACAUCCGGAUGCUGUACGGCACGCAGCCCUGGGGUGACACUCCCAUCGAUUUUGAGGGCCUUUCCGCAGUCGCCUCCCCACGAGGACACGUCAUCGCAGCUCGCAUCACCAGUGAAAAUCCAGACGAGGGUUUCAAGCCGAGCUCCGGUACGGUCCAAGAGCUGAACUUUCGCAGCAAUAAGAACGUGUGGGGCUACUUCAGUGUAGCAGCAGCCGGUGGACUUCACGAGUUUGCCGACUCCCAGUUUGGACACUGUUUUUCUUGGGGAGAGAAUCGCGAAGAAGCCAUCUCUAACAUGGUUGUAGCUUUGAAGGAGUUGUCCAUCAGAGGAGACUUCAGGACCACAGUGGAAUACCUCAUCAAGCUACUGGAAACGGAGAGCUUUCAGCACAAUAGCAUUGACACGGGCUGGCUCGAUAGGCUCAUCUCUGAGAAGAUGCAGGCCGAGCGUCCCGACACAAUGCUGGGACUUGUGAGUGGAGCACUUCACGUGGCGGAUGUUAAUCUGAGGAACAGUGUGUCCAUUUUCCUGCAUUCUCUGGAGAGGGGUCAGGUGUUACCGGCGCACACACUUCUCAACACUGUGGACGUGGAGCUUAUCUACGAAGGAAUUAAGUACGUCGUAACCGUGACUCGGCAGUCUCCCAACUCCUACGUGCUCAUCAUGAACAACUCAACGGUGGAAGUGGAUGUCCAUCGGCUUAGCGAUGGAGGCUUAUUACUGUCCUAUGAUGGCAGCAGCUAUACUACCUACAUGAAAGAAGAGGUUGACAGGUAUCGCAUCACAAUAGGGAACAGGACUUGUGUUUUUGAGAAGGAAAAUGAUCCGUCGCUGCUGCGAUCUCCCUCGGCGGGAAAAAUCAUCCAGUACACGGUCGAAGAUGGCGGUCAUGUCUUUUCUGGACAGUGUUACGCCGAAAUUGAGGUGAUGAAGAUGGUCAUGACCCUCACGGCCGCCGAGUCGGGUUGUAUUCAUUAUGUCAAGAGGGCAGGAGCAUCGCUGGAGCCCGGUUGUGUCAUUGCCAAACUUCAACUGGACGACCCCACCCGAGUGCAACAGGCGGAGCUGCACACGGGUACCUUGCCCUCCACCCAGGCGGUGGCUCUCCGCGGAGAGAAACUACACCGAGUUUUCCACAACACGCUGGACCACCUUGUUCAUGUCAUGAGUGGCUACUGUCUUCCUGAGCCUUUCUUUAGUGCCAAGUUGAAAGAGUGGGUGGAAAGGCUGAUGAAAACCAUGCGUGACCCCUCGCUGCCACUGCUGGAGCUUCAAGACAUUAUGACCAGCGUCUCUGGUCGCAUCCCGCCUGCUGUGGAGAAAGCCAUCAAGAAGGAGAUGGCUCAGUAUGCAAGCAACAUCACCUCUGUGCUUUGCCAGUUUCCCAGUCAGCAGAUUGCAAACAUUCUCGACAGCCAUGCGGCAACUCUUAACAAGAAGUCUGAGAGAGAAGUCUUCUUCAUGAACACUCAAAGCAUUGUACAGCUGGUGCAAAAAUAUCGCAGCGGGAUUCGCGGUUACAUGAAAGCCGUGGUGAUUGAUUUGCUCAGACAAUACCUGAAAGUAGAGAUCCAGUUUCAGAAUGGGCACUAUGACAAGUGUGUUUUUGCCCUGCGUGAGGAAAACAAAGGUGACAUGGCAAAUGUGCUCAACUAUAUAUUUUCCCAUGCCCAAGUCACCAAGAAGAACCUGCUGGUAACCAUGCUGAUUGACCAAUUGUGUGGCCGGGAUCCCACACUGACAGAGGAACUGAUGGCCAUGUUGACUGAAUUUACCCAGCUUAGCAAGACAACUAAUGCGAAAGUGGCACUUCGUGCACGGCAGGUGUUGAUAGCAUCUCACCUCCCCUCUUACGAGCUCCGCCACAACCAGGUGGAGUCCAUCUUUCUAUCUGCCAUCGAUAUGUACGGUCACCAAUUCUGCAUUGAGAACCUACAGAAACUCAUCCUUUCUGAAACGUCCAUCUUUGACGUCUUGCCCAACUUCUUCUACCACAGUAAUCAGGUCGUCCGAAUGGCCGCCCUCGAGGUUUACGUGCGCCGAGCGUACAUCGCGUACGAGCUCAACAGCGUGCAGCAUCGUCAGUUGAAGGACAACACCUGCAUAGUGGAGUUCCAGUUCAUGCUUCCCACCUCACAUCCGAACAGAGGGAACAUCCCCACUCUAAACAGGAGAAUGUCUGCUCCUUCAGUCCUGGAUAUUAUGAAGGUCCAAAAUGCCUCAAAUUUGGAAUCCCUGGACAGGAUGUCGUUUUCCUCCAACCUGAACCACUACGGCAUGGUCCACAUGGCUAGCGUGAAUGACGUUUUGCUGGACACGGCCUUUACGCCGCCCUGCCAGCGAAUGGGCGCCAUGGUCUCCUUUCGCACCUUCCAGGAGUUUACCAAGAACAUCACGGAUGUGUUGAGUUGCUUCACCGACUCUCCUCCCCCAAGCCCGACCUUCCCCGAGGGAGGUAACCCCGUCCUGUAUGGCGAAGAAGACAACAAGAGCACCCAAGAGGAACCAAUCCACAUACUCAAUGUGGCUAUAAAAACCGACGGUGACAUGGACGAUGAAGCACUGGCAGCCAUGUUUCGGGAGUUUAACCAGUCCAAGAAAUCUCUACUGUUUGAACACGGAAUCCGUCGCUUGACUUUCCUCGUGGCUCAGAAGGAUUUCAGGAAGCAAAUCAACUAUGAGGUGGACCAAAGGUUUCACAGAGAAUUCCCCAAGUUUUUCACAUUCCGCGCCAGGGAUAAGUUUGUGGAAGAUCGGAUAUACCGCCACUUGGAGCCGGCUCUAGCGUUCCAGCUGGAGCUCAACCGCAUGCGCAAUUUUGCCCUGACCGCCAUUCCGUGCGCCAAUCACAAAAUGCAUCUCUAUCUGGGUGCGGCACGUGUGGAAGUGGGAGCAGAAGUUACCGAUUACCGCUUCUUUGUGCGGGCCAUUAUCCGACAUUCUGAUUUAGUGACCAAGGAGGCCUCUUUUGAGUACCUCCACAAUGAAGCUGAGCGUUUGCUUCUUGAGGCCAUGGAUGAGCUUGAAGUUGCCUUCAACAACACAACCGUGCGUACAGACUGUAACCAUAUAUUCCUCAACUUUGUGCCGACCGUCAUCAUGGACCCUUCCAAGAUCGAGGAGUCCGUACGUUCCAUGGUGAUGCGUUACGGCAGCCGACUGUGGAAACUGCGAGUCCUGCAAGCCGAACUGAAAAUCAACAUCCGUCUGACUCCCACGGGAAAGCAAAUCCCCAUUCGCUUGUUCCUCACAAACGAAUCUGGCUACUAUUUGGACAUCAGUCUGUACAAGGAGGUCACCGACUCACGAACGGGACAGGUGGGGCCCAAAAAUCGCCAGAUCAUGUUCCAGGCGUAUGGAGACAAGCAGGGUCCUUUGCACGGCAUGCUUAUCAACACGCCCUACGUCACCAAGGACCUGCUGCAGUCCAAACGCUUUCAGGCGCAGUCACUGGGCACGACCUACGUCUACGAUUUUCCAGAAAUGUUUCGGCAGGCUCUGAAAAAGUUGUGGCACUCCAGCCAAGCGCACGCUUUUCUACCCAAAUGUCCUCUUCCCUCCGAGUUGCUGACCUUCACCGAGCUGGUGUUGGAUGCCCAAGGUCAACUGGUACAGAUGAACCGACUGCCAGGUGGCAAUGAGAUCGGCAUGGUGGCGUGGCGAAUGACCCUCCGUACGCCGGAAUAUCCGGCGGGACGCGAGAUCGUCGUCAUCAGUAACGACAUCACGCACAAGAUCGGCUCCUUCGGGCCCCAGGAGGACGUUCUGUUUCUGCGGGCCUCCGAGAUGGCGCGGGAGUGUGGCGUCCCUCGUAUCUACAUCGCAGCCAACAGCGGCGCCCGCAUCGGCCUGGCCGAGGAAAUCCGACACAUGUUCCAUGUCGCCUGGCAAGACCCGGCUGACCCGUACAAGGGUUUCAAAUAUCUGUACCUUACACCUCAGGAUUAUAAGAAGGUGUCGGCCCUGAAUUCUGUACAUUGUGAACAUGUGGAGGAUGAGGGAGAAUCCAGAUACAAAAUCACUGACAUCAUUGGGAAAGAUGAAGGGCUGGGUGUGGAGAAUCUGAAAGGCUCUGGUAUGAUUGCUGGCGAAUCCUCCGCAGCUUAUGAGGAGAUCAUCACCAUGAACCUGGUGACGUGUCGAGCCAUCGGGAUCGGAGCCUAUCUGGUGAGACUCGGGCAGAGAACCAUUCAGGUGGACAACUCGCACAUUAUCCUCACUGGGGCUGGAGCUCUCAACAAGGUGCUAGGAAGAGAGGUUUACACGUCCAAUAACCAGCUGGGAGGAAUCCAAAUCAUGCACAACAACGGUGUGACCCACAGCACUGUUUGUGAUGACUUUGAGGGGGUCUUCACUCUCUUGGAGUGGCUCUCUUACAUGCCAAAGUGUAAAUUUAGUCCGGUGCCCAUUUUGAGUGCGAAGGAUCCCAUAGACAGGCCUGUUGAAUUUGUGCCAACAAAGGCACCUUAUGACCCUCGUUGGAUGCUAGCUGGCCGUCCUAACCAAAGCCCAAAGGGCUCCUGGCAGAGUGGCUUCUUUGACCACGGCUCCUUCAUGGAGAUGAUGCAGCCAUGGGCUCAGAGUGUGGUGGUGGGCAGAGCUCGACUGGGUGGGAUACCGACCGGAGUGGUUGCUGUGGAAACGAGGUCAGUGGAGCUGUCAAUCCCAGCUGAUCCGGCUAAUUUGGAUUCGGAGGCCAAGAUCAUCCAGCAGGCGGGGCAGGUGUGGUUCCCUGAUUCGGCUUUCAAAACAGCCCAAGCUAUUAAGGACCUGAACCGAGAGGGUCUGCCUCUCUUUGUGUUUGCCAACUGGAGGGGCUUCUCUGGCGGAAUGAAAGACAUGUACGACCAGGUGUUGAAGUUUGGCGCCUAUAUUGUAGACGGGCUGCGGGAGUACAAGCAGCCCGUGCUGGUCUACAUCCCUCCGCAGGCCGAGCUGCGGGGAGGCUCCUGGGUGGUCAUCGAUCCCACCAUCAACCCUCGACACAUGGAGAUGUACGCCGACAAGGACAGCCGAGGUGGAGUGCUGGAGCCCGAGGGAACAGUGGAGAUCAAAUUCAGGAGGAAAGACCUGGUGAAGACCAUGAGACGCGUGGAUCCCGUCUACAUGAGCUUGGCUGAAAGAUUGGGAACUCCAGAGUUGAGCCCUCCCGACCGUAAAGAACUGGAGACAAAGCUUAAAGAGCGCGAAGAGUUUCUGUCGCCCAUUUACCAUCAGGUGGCUGUUCAGUUUGCAGACCUCCAUGACACUCCUGGACGCAUGCAGGAGAAGGGCGUCAUCACGGAUAUCCUGGAGUGGCAGACAUCCCGCCAGUUCUUUUACUGGCGCCUGCGGCGCCUCCUAUUGGAAGAGACUGUAAAAAGAAAGAUCCAAAAAGCCAACAGCGAGCUGACUGAUGGACAAAUCCAGGCAAUGCUGCGCCGCUGGUUCGUUGAGGCCGAAGGGGCCGUCAAGGCCUAUUUGUGGGACAACAACGAAGAAGUGGUGGGAUGGCUGGAGAGACAACUCGCCGAAGAUGAGGGAGCCAGGUCGGUCAUCGACGAGAACAUCAAGUACAUCCGCCGCGAUCACAUCCUCAAGCAGAUUCGCAGCUUUGUUCAAGCUAAUCCAGAAGUAGCGAUGGAUUCCAUCGUGCACAUGACCCAGCACAUCUCACCCACGCAGAGAGCAGAGGUUGUGCGUAUAUUGUCAACGAUGGAGAGCUCGGGCUCCUCUUAG